Messenger RNA from Lacerta agilis (Sand lizard), 3767 nucleotides. RefSeq names its product twinfilin actin binding protein 2 (gene TWF2). The coding region runs from base 117 to 1214 and encodes 365 amino acids. Gene Ontology annotation, biological process: barbed-end actin filament capping; positive regulation of neuron projection development; regulation of lamellipodium assembly. Gene Ontology annotation, cellular component: cytoplasm; myofibril; actin filament. The transcript is spliced from 11 exons. Lineage: Eukaryota; Metazoa; Chordata; Lepidosauria; Squamata; Lacertidae. Gene Ontology annotation, molecular function: actin monomer binding; actin filament binding. The record is from RefSeq and is a predicted model, not a curated record.
CUCCUGCUCCAGUCGGCAGCAACCCGGAAGCGGGCGGUGCUGGAGUCGGAGCCGUUUCCUGCCCGGGAGACGAGCGGCCAGGGUGGGAUCUGUUGCAGCGGACCUGAUCCGGAGCCAUGACUCACCAGACCGGCAUCCACGCCACAACAGAAUUAAAGGAUUUUUUUGCCAAGGCCCGGAACGGUUCGGUUCGCCUCAUCAAAAUCGUCAUCGAGGAUGAGCAGUUGGUGCUUGGAGCCUACAAAGAACUGUCUCGACGUUGGGAUAAGGACUACGACUCAUUUGUGCUGCCGCUGCUGGAUGAGCUGCAGCCAUGCUACAUCCUCUACCGCCUGGACACCCAGAAUGCACAGGGCUACGAGUGGCUCUUCAUCUCCUGGUCUCCUGACAACUCUCCCGUUAGACUGAAGAUGCUCUAUGCAGCAACCAGAGCAACAGUGAAGAAAGAGUUUGGAGGAGGGCAUGUAAAGGACGAGCUCUUUGGAACAGUUAAGGAAGACAUCUCGCUCAGCGGUUACCAGAAGCAUGUGUCGUCCUACUCCGCUCCGGCUCCUCUGACUGCAGCUGAACAAGAGCUCCAGCAGAUCCGCAUCAACGAGGGUAAAACAGCCCAGGAUCUUCAUUCCCUGGCCUCCAGCAGUGAGAUGGUCAAGACUGAAAUCAGCGUCGAAAGCAAACACCAGACCCUCCAGGGACUGGCUUUUCCUUUGCAGCCAGAAGCUCAGCAGGCCAUCCAGUUACUAAAACAGAAGAAGAUCAAUUACAUCCAGCUGAAGCUGGACCUGGAACAGGAGACCAUAGACUUGGUCCACACAAACGCCACUGAGAUAGCAGACCUGCCUAAAAGAAUUCCUCAGGAUUCAGCCCGUUACCACUUCUUCCUGUAUAAGCACUCUCACGAGGGAGAUUAUCUGGAGUCAGUUGUAUUUAUCUACUCCAUGCCUGGUUACAAAUGUAGCAUCAAGGAACGCAUGUUGUACUCCAGCUGCAAGAGCCGACUGCUUGACUCUGUGGAACAAGAUUUCUGCCUAGAGAUUGCAAAGAAGAUUGAAAUUGAUGAUGGAGCUGAGCUGACAGCAGAGUUCCUGUACGAUGAGGUCCACCCCAAGCAGCAUGCCUUCAAGCAGGCCUUUGCCAAACCCAAGGGGCCUGUGGGAAAGAGGGGACAGAAGCGACUUAUCAAAGGACCAGGCGAGAAUGGCGAAGACAGUUAAACCCUCGUGGACAGGAGGACGGGUCAGGAAAGGGGCUGCGGGUGCCUACCAGCCUCUGGAAUCGCAGCUCCAACCAAAUCCACUUCUCUGCAUCUGAGCCUGUCCACCGAACUCCAGAGCUGUUUCCUCCAUCUCUUCUUUCAAAGUCGUCUCCACCUGGUUUCAUUAGGGGGAGGGAGGGUAGGAAUCUGAGGGCAGGGAGGAAGAGAGAGAACUUCCAAGCCAUUUCUCUUCCUUUUUGCUCUGUCGUCGUGUAAAUCCUGGGAGGGAGGGUAACCAUAACUGUUCUAGAUUGAAAUGACUCUUGAAACUGAUGCUCCUGUUUACUGCUUCAUAUUGUCACCUGGUUUACUUGGAAUCGGCACCAUUCAAAGGAUUUUCUUCACCACUUAUCUGGGGUGGGGUAUUCACACGCAAAGAGCAGAACUGUACCUACCCACCCACCUCCACAAAAAACCUUCCAAAUGCCUUUUUUCUCACUGUUACAAAACAGUGCAUCAAUAGUCUUUGGAAAUUCCCAUACAAUUAAUGUCACGCUUUACCAAGAUGGCAAGUUUGCCUAGGAGUUGACUCAGUGCUCACUAUUUGAGGUUUAAGGAGUGUGUUCCAGGGAUUAACACUGCAGCAGGAUCUCCCCUCCCCUCCCCCUUUUUUCUUUAAAACCGUGGAGUUGGUGGGCGAGGUGCUAAAGGUUAGUGGGAUUUGCUCCAACGGCAGAGGUGUGUUGUUUGGAUGAAGAAAAGCUGUUCGUCUCCAGGCAGCUGAAGGAGAGGCAGCUGUUCCUGAUAGUGGCUCUCAUUUCACCAGUGAAGAGGCUUGGCAUCCAGUUCUAGGCCUUACCAGGUAGCCUUGUUUGUGGCGCCACAAAUCCACAUACAGGUCCUAGAUUUCACUGUCCACUUUUAUGAGUUUUGUAAAGCUGUUCCUUGGAGACCACUACACAGUUUCUCUCCCAACCUCCUCUGCCUCACUUUGAUGGCUCAUUGUUGCAGCCACAUGAGAAGACAAGAGCAAUUAGAAAUAUGGAAGAUUGUUGGUGCAAUCCCUGCCCAGUUCCUCUUGGUUGGCCCUUUGACAUUCUUAAUUUAAGGCUGCCACUUCUUCUUCUUCUUUUGUCACCUCCAUGUAUAGCUCUGGUAUGCUUUACCGCACAUUGCCACACCAGCACCUCACCUUUCAAUUGGCUCCCAGCCAAAUGGCCGUGUCAACUUACCUAGCUGUUGCUCCGACUUACAGGAACUGCCUUUUCUCAAGCUAGAUGGUUCCAAAUGUUGCGUUCAACUGGCCGUUGGCUGUGAAGCCUUUGGGCUCCUUGGCCCAGUGACGCAUUUGCUCAGGUGUCAUCAUCCUCCUCCCCCGAUCGUGACACCUGCACUGGCACCUGCAGGUUACAAUGCAAAACCACGCUGAUCCUUAGCUAUACAGUAAAGCUUUGCCAAGCUAAGGGAAUAUUGGCACUUCCACAGGAUGCUGAACGCUGAACAGGUUGUCUUCUUCAUGGGAUGCACUUUCCCCGUGACAGAUGUUGUUCACCAUGGCGGGAAUGUUCUGUGCCUGAGAGUGAUUGCUGCAGAUUCACGUAAACCAGGUGGAAGGAAGGGGCAGCUGCUGGUGUGGCAGUGUUACCCAUGUGCAGGGGAGGCUGGAGCAGCUCAUGAUGGAAGGGCAGUUGCAUUGCCAGGGGUGGUGGUGGUGGUGGAAGAAGUCUUCUCGAUCCGCUCUGAAUGCAAGAGUAGAAGUAGGCCCUGACUCAGCUCAAGCCAGCAAUGUGACCCAGAUUGGGGACUUCUGAAACCCAUUGUAGUAGAUGACGAUGUGUUCAUUCCAUGGGGGUCACUGAAUUUAACAUGCAUGAUUAAACUUCUCCUUCUGACCCCUAGGGAGCUUCUUAGUGGUCUGUUUUGUAUCUCAUAAAAAAAAACUCCACACAAAUACUAAGCCUUUUUCUCCCUUUACUCUUUUUUUCUUUUCUUACAUAGCCAAUUGUGUGGUGUUAGCUUGAUGGCUUUGAAUCGUGAUUUCUUCCCUGCCCCUCCCCCCCUUUUAAUGAAGUCAGUGUAUUCUUUUGAAGUCUACAGAAGAGGCAGAUAAUUUAAGCAGCAAAGAAUGCUGCAACAGUUGUGAAGGAAAGAGCCUGGGUUUUCUCUAGCUCGCUCAUUCCCAUGGUGGAAACAGCUGGGACUUGGGCCUACGAUUCAAGAAAGGAAGGGCAGGUUUCUCCCAAGUUCAAAGCACACUGCCCUAGAGCAGUUUCAAGUAUCUGGCUUUUUAAAAAUGAUUUUAAAAAUACAGAACAGCUCAUGCCAUAAAUUCAGAGGAGAAACCUAGAUUUUAACUCUCCCAUAAUCUUUUUAUUUUCUUGAGAGGUAUGCUGGAAGGAUCGAUAAGAAGACAUUGAUUAGGUUCAAAGUUAGGCCUAGCUCAGCAUGUCACGUUCAGCCAAGAGGAUCCAGAUUCAAAUAGGGAUAAUGAAAUCCUCUACUGGGGGUUUUCUCUCUCUUUUGCCUAUAUUUUCUGUGACCAAAACCCAAACUGUCAAGCUACAUUCAGGGA